CUGGGAGAUGGGAGGAGUGUCCUCCCUCCUCCUAGGGUGGUUCCAUCUGCCUAGCUGGCCCAGCCCCACCAAUUGUGCCAAGGAAUGUGCCUGGGACAGGCGGCCUGAGGCCGGCGGGCAGCAGAGCCACGGCCACCGGAGACAUUGCACAGGUCCACGUGGAGGUGCAGGCCACCAUGCUCAGUCUCAAGCUACCCCAACUCCUUCAAGUCCACCAGGUUCCCCGGGUGUUCUGGGAGGACGGCAUCGUGUCCGGCUACCGCCGCCCCACCAGCUCGGCCUUGGACUGCGUCCUCAGCUCCUUCCAGAUGACCAACGAGACCGUCAACAUCUGGACGCACUUCCUGCCCACCUGGUACUUCCUGUGGCGCCUGCUGGUGCUCGCGGGAGGCCCCGGCUUCCGGGCGGAGCCCUACCACUGGCCGCUGCUCGUCUUCCUGGGGCCCACCUGCCUCUACCCGUUCGCGUCGUGCUGCGCGCACACCUUCAGCUCCAUGUCGCCCCGCGCGCGGCACAUCUGCUACUUCCUGGACUACGGCGCGCUCAGCCUCUACAGCCUGGGUUGCGCCUUCCCCUACGCCGCCUACUCCAUGCCGGCCUCCUGGCUGCACGGCCGCCUGCACCAGCUCUUUGUGCCCACCGCCGCACUCAACUCCCUCCUGUGCACCGGCCUCUCCUGUUACUCUCGGUUCCCGGAGCUGGAAAGCCCUGGGCUCAGUAAGAUGCUCCGCACAGGCGCUUUCGCCUACCCCUUCCUGUUUGACAACCUCCCACUCUUCUAUCGGCUGGGACUGUGCUGGGGCAGGGGCCACAGCUGUGGGCAAGAGGCGCUGAGCACCAGUCAUGGCUACCACCUGUUGUGCGCGCUGCUCACUGGUUUUCUCUUCGCCUCUCACCUGCCUGAGCGGCUGGCACCGGGACGCUUUGACUACAUCGGCCACAGCCACCAGCUCUUCCACAUCUGUGCGGUGCUGGGCACCCACUUUCAGCUGGAAGCGGUGCUGGCCGAUAUGGAAUCCCGCCAAGCCUGGCUGGCCACCCAGGAGCCCCCCCUGGGCCUGACGGGCACAGCGGCCACGCUGGGCUUGGCCGUGGCCGGGAACCUGCUCAUCAUUGCUGCCUUCACAGCCUCCCUGUUCCGGGCCCCUAGUACAUGCCCCCUGCUGCAGGGUGGCCCGCUGGAGGGGGAUUCUAACGCCAAGCAGCAGUGAGGGCCCAUCUCAGCCUCCCUCCGAGGCCGGCAAAGGGGAGGAGCCCAGACCCAGACUGAAAGGGUGUGGGGCACAUAGGAGCCUGGACCCAGAAGUGCCUGAGGGAGUACAAAGGAGGAAAGGACGAGGAGAGGCGCUGGGGCUGGCGGAGAGCAGGAGGGCCGUGAGGUGCUCUUGGGGGAAGCGCUGCGGACCUGGGAGGGGAGGUGUGUGUCGGGCUGGAGGGCCCCCCCUUCCCCGGCAGAGGCUGGGGCGGGAGGUGUCGGGGCCCUUCCACCUAGUCCCGUUUCUGGUGCUCCCUGAGAACUACCAGGACUAACCUAGGCCUACCCUGAGGGCUGUUAGCCAGGCCGGGAGGCCCCCUCUGGCCCUUCCCCCCUGGCCCUCUCCCCCACCGCCCGCAGUGCUGUGUGCUGGCAGCUCUUUGCCCGUGGUGACGCGUCUGUUCUGGUCACAGUCGUGUACUCAGGAUGUCCAGCUUUGGGCAUCUGGGUCUGUGAGGGUGUGUCAUGGGUGGCGGGGAGGGUGCUGGGCCUGAGGGGGAAUCCUAGUUAGACUUUAGAAAGCCAACUCAGUGCUCUGGAACGAGGCAGAUACAAAUAAAAAAGUAACAG
Pipistrellus kuhlii (Kuhl's pipistrelle) is the source of this 1825-nucleotide messenger RNA. RefSeq names its product progestin and adipoQ receptor family member 6 (gene PAQR6). The record is from RefSeq and is a predicted model, not a curated record. Bases 177 to 1211 code for a protein of 344 amino acids. Gene Ontology annotation, molecular function: signaling receptor activity. Lineage: Eukaryota; Metazoa; Chordata; Mammalia; Chiroptera; Vespertilionidae. Gene Ontology annotation, cellular component: membrane. The transcript is spliced from 8 exons.